This is a messenger RNA of Strongylocentrotus purpuratus (purple sea urchin), 520 nucleotides long. RefSeq lists its product as uncharacterized. The transcript is spliced from 2 exons. Lineage: Eukaryota; Metazoa; Echinodermata; Echinoidea; Camarodonta; Strongylocentrotidae. The record is from RefSeq and is a predicted model, not a curated record. Bases 92 to 520 code for a protein of 142 amino acids.
CACCCCAAUCAGACUCUACAUCUACGUCUUUUGCAUUACAAUAACCACAGUCAUAAAAUGUUUCUUAUCUAUAUUCUAUAGUUCGCCGAUAAUGAACACUUUGAUAGCCCUCUUAGCGAUGAUCAUGUUUAUGAUAUCAACGGUGAUGGCGUGCUCUUCUUGCCCUCAUGAUUGCUUGAUUGCUUACUACCCGUUUGAGGGAGACGUUACUGACAGCUCCGGUAACAACCGCGACGGAACCACGACCAGCGAUGUUUCUUACGCGGCUGGCCGAUGCGGUCAGGCCGCGUCCUUUAACGGUGCGUCUAAAAUGAGCGUCCAGUCGUUUGCCAACUUCGCCUUGGGCACGGAGUUCAGUGCCAGUGUAUGGUUCAAGCGAACCGGUGAGUGGGGGAAUUACCAGGGCAUCAUCAAUAAUGGGUAUUACACUACAGGGAGCUGGGAGAUCAGAAUGGGUAGGGAGAACAGCGAUCAAAUGUUAGGCGGUGGUGUCGUUACAACCGCUGCGUCUACUACCUGA